This is a messenger RNA of Trichoderma virens Gv29-8, 933 nucleotides long. RefSeq lists its product as uncharacterized. Gene Ontology annotation, molecular function: catalytic activity. NCBI's taxonomy places the organism in Eukaryota, Fungi, Ascomycota, Sordariomycetes, Hypocreales, Hypocreaceae. The record is from RefSeq and is a predicted model, not a curated record. The transcript has a single exon. Gene Ontology annotation, biological process: nucleoside metabolic process. The annotation marks the transcript as partial.
GACUACACUAUCGGAUGGGUUUGCGCAUUACCAAAUGAACAGACAGCUGCAAUCUUCAUGCUCGAUGAGAGACAUGAAGACCUCCCCAACCCAUCUGGUGACCAGAAUACAUAUAUUCUCGGAAGCAUUGGUAAACACAAUGUUGUUAUUGCUGGUCUGCCCUUGGGCAGGGUUGGUAAUAAUACUGCAGCAACAGUUGCAACUAGAAUGGUGUCUAGCUUUCCGAAUGUACGGGUUGGGUUGAUGGUAGGGGUGGGCGGAGGCAUCCCUCAGAAGACUCGGCUCGGAGAUGUGGUCAUCAGUUGCCCUAACGGUACGGAGCCUGGCGUUAUCCAGUGGGAUAUGGGCAAGACAGAGGCCGGCGGCCAGUUUAUACGAACGGGAUCCCUGGCUCCUCCGCCAACAGCUUUACUUACAGCAUUGACAAGAUUUAAAGCUGAUCAUAUCACAACACGAACAAAUAUGCUUGCUUAUUUAAAAAAUCUAGAAAGCAUACCCAAUAUGCCGAAAAGCUUUCUCAAGUCUGACUCUCUCCAGGACGUCCUGUAUGACUCAAGCUACGGCCAUAUGGAGGGAGGCGACUCUCGUCUUGAUGACGAAGAUGAAGACGAUUGUCGCAUGUGCGAUAAGAGCAAAGUGAUUCGGAUAAGUCGAAGAGAGAGCGGUAUGAUCCACUACGGCUUGAUUGCAUCAGGCAACCAGGUAAUCAAGGACGCGAAUCUUCGGGACACGCUCUCCCAGCAAUUUAACAAUAAUCUCCUUUGCAUUGAGAUGGAAGCUGCAGGACUGAUGAACGACUUUCCCUGCGUUGUUAUUCGAGGAAUUUCUGAUUAUUCAGACUCGCAUAAAAGCAAGAAAUGGCAGGACUACGCUGCUGCAACAGCUGCAGCAUGUGCAAAGGCAUUACUCAUGGUGGUGGCCACGAGUGAGGUU